UUAAACAAUCAAUCUCCUUUCUCGUGUAUUGAUCCUUGUAUUACCUGAACUCUUAGAAAUUUCAACUUCGAUGUCUUUUAAAAAGUCCGCCAUUUAUUCUUCGCAUUUGUUGUCUUUUCUAAAAAUUGGCGAAUGCGUGUGAAGCGCUUGAAGUUCAUCUAAGCGCUUGGGAACAGUUAAGCGUGCAACUAACAAAGAUCCACGUUCGGGAACUGUUGAUGUUGUGGGAAAUGGCUGUAAAUCAGCUGACGUGUCGCCAAACAAUUUUAUUUUCUUUAGUUUUCUGUCUAGUUCUCGCCUCAAGCGUCGGGGAAAUAGACGAAACUGACGACACGGAAGAUGUGCAAGAACACUACCACCCAACUGUUAUGAUAGCUAUUCUUGUUCGAAACAAAGAACAUGUGCUGCCAUGGUUUUUAGAGUACCUGGAAAGACUGGAGUAUCCAAAAAAUAGAAUAGCAUUAUGGAUCCGAAGUGACCACAAUAAGGAUGACUCUAUACGCAUGCUGAAACAGUGGUUAGCAGUAGUGGAGGACGAGUAUCAUUCUGUUGAUGUAAAUUAUGAAUAUGACGAAGAAUAUGCUGAUGAGCGCGGACCAUGUGACUGGAGUGACGACCGAUUUACUAAUGUCAUCAAACUUCGGCAAGCAGCUUUGGAUAAUGCACGGAAAAUAUGGGCAGACUAUGUCUUUAUGCUUGAUGCUGAUGUUGUUUUGGAAAAUUCACAGACAUUAACUCUAUUGAUGAACGAGGAAAGAACAAUAGUGGCGCCCAUGCUGAAUGCCAGUGUAGGUGAAACCUACUCCAAUUUCUGGGGCGGUAUGACUGAUGCUGGAUACUACCUAAGAUCUGACGAUUACUUCGAUAUUGUGGGUAGACAAAUAACUGGCUGCUUACGAGUUCCCAUGGUGCACUCGGCUCUCCUUAUCAAUAUGCGGCAUUUACGGACAGGACAGAUUGCCUACAAUCCAGCACCAGAGAACUAUGACGGUCCCUUCGAUGACAUCAUUAUUUUUGCCCACUCGGUCAAAGCAGCUGGUCUGUACCUGUAUGUAUUAAACACAGAGUACUUUGGGAAAGUGAUGAUACCUCUUGAUUACUUCCAUACACUACAGGAGGAGGUGGAUCAUUUCACCUAUAUCAAACUGGAGGCUGACGAUGCCGACUUUAUAUAUGAGGAGCUAGGACCACGUCAUUACCCAGUCAAGAGACCUCCUCUCGUCAGGUCCCCUCACAUAGACGUCAAGGAUGUCGUCGCAGACAAGUUGAUGUUUGAUGAGAUAUAUAUGAUCAACCUUGUAAGGAGACCUCUACGCCGAGAACGAAUGCUCAGAUCUCUGAAAGAAUUAGGUCUACAAGUGACUAUUUUUGAUGCUGUUGAUGGGAGAGAGUUGAAUGCUACCUACCUGGACAAGCUUGGAGUGGAGAUGAUGGACGGAUAUGCAGACCCCUAUGCUGGCAGAAAAUUGACAAUGGGAGAGAUAGGAUGUUUCCUCAGUCACUAUUUCAUCUGGAAAGAGAUCCUUGACAAAGGUUACAAAACGGCACUUGUGUUUGAGGAUGAUGUGAGGUUUGAGCCGUACUUCAAAACCAAACUUAGACGUCUCCUGGACGAGGUGGAGGAUCGAGUACCUAACUGGGAUCUACUCUAUCUGGGUCGCAAGAGGUUGAAGUUGUCAGAGGAAACGUAUGUUGAUGGCUCACAGACCCUGGUGUGGCCAAGUUACUCGUACUGGACCCUAAGUUACAUACUGUCUGACCGUGGGGCAAGGAAACUUCUCCAACAGCAACCUCUCAGCAAGAUGAUUCCUGUCGAUGAAUACCUGCCCAUUAUGUUCGACAAACAUCCCCAGACCAGCUGGAAGGAGCAGUUUUCACCACGAGACAUGAUCGGCUUGUCCGCCUAUCCGUUCCUGGUGUUCCCGACCCACUACACUGGUGAACAGAGCUACUUCUCCGACACGGAGGAGUCGGUCACCAUCUCGGACGAGGCCAUCAGUACCCAUAACCAGCAGCAUAACAACAGAGAUGAGCUCUGACCAGUCUACAGAUAUGUCCACACAUUCUAGUUCUUUGUCGUCUUGAUGGGUUUUUUUUGGGGGUAUUUUGGUAGAUUUUUCUAUUUUACAGUUUUGCUACUAAUUUUUAAGCUUAUAAUCAAAACUACAGUCAUAUGGAAAACUACACAAACCAAGUGUUAAGUCUGUUCUUGCCAAACAUAAUAUUUAGCUCUUCAGCAUUUAUGUAUAGUUUUAAAAAGAAAAAAGAAAAAAGCUACUGAUUGCUAGGAGAAAUAAUAUCCUGUUUCUUUUUCUGUUUUAAAGAUAUUCUCUCAGUCUUACUCAUAAUUAGACAAUCUUGUAUGAAAAUUCAUGUUUGUAAUCAUGUAAACUUCUGUCACUUGAGACACCUGAGUGGGGCCACUUCACAAUUGAGCAAUUGCUUUUCAUGUUUGUCAUUAACGACAUGGGUGGUUGUGGUAUCAUUAACAUCAGAUUUUCAGUUGUAGGUACUUAUCAAGUCCUCAUAUUAGUAAAUCCUGUUACAACACCUAAUAGUUAAGUAUCCUUGACUCAUACAGGAACUCAUUUGCCAUCAUUUUUUUGCCAAGAUUUUUCUGGCUGUUAGACUCAAAGAAAAUCAAAAUACUUCAAACCAGCUUAUUGUACAAGUGUAAAUGUAGGUCUUACCCCUUGUUUCUGUACGUCUGUCCUUACGUGUGUGUACUUAAAAUCUUCAGAGUCUUAUCAUAAGAUGAAGAUUUAGUGGAUCUGUAGCCUCGAUCUACUCUUGGAUGUAGGUUUUGAGGACAAGUCUGAGGCUUACAGAGAUUUUAACCCUCAGUUCCACAUGCUUGAGUAGAAUAUCCAUGUGUACUUUACCUUCAUAAUUACUGACUUUUCUUCCCCCUGUCAUCAAGGAUUUGGUAAAAUCAAGGGCACCAAUAUUUAUUGAAAAUUGAAAAGAAGUACUAAGUAAUCAAGAUCAUAUUUCAAUGGGGAAAAGUAUGAUUAAUUAAGUCUAAUAAAACACCUAAUAUGUAGGAUUUCUGUGCAAUAUUACUUAACCAAGAAAGUCAGUAAGUGUCCCCCUAUCUACUUGUCACCUACCUAUGUCAAGGUAUAAAUCCCACCGAUCAGUAAUUCUCCCCACCCACCAAUCAACCCACCCAUCAGUCAGUAAAUGUGCCCCUGUCAACUGUGGCCUACUUUUCUCAAUGUAUACAUCCCCACCGGUCAGUAAAUGUGCCCCUGUCAACUGUGGCCUUCUUUUCUCAAUGUGUACAUCCCCACCGGUCAGUAAGUGCCCCCCCCUGUGUCUUUGUAGUCAUUUAUACCAGUCACUGUCCUCUGUCACAUGCUUAUGUCAAGGUAUUUGACCUCACUGUUAAAUAGUAUCCCCUGACUAUCAUUGACCUAUAUCUAGGCUUGUAUCUCCACCAGUACCCAUGUAAACAGUUCCAGCAGUCUCUGUCAACCCCAAAUUUCAGUCGGCUUUUCCAUUGGUCAGAAGAUGUUCUCAGUAACUUAGUAACUAUGUACCUCUCCUCAACAUGCCACUCAUGAGAUAAUGACUCCAUUUGUAAAUAAGAAGUUUUUGAGAAGAAUGCGGAUAUAAAUUUGACUACAAUGUGUAUGUACAUUGUUAUUUCUCAGGGCCUUUUUAAAGACUUAUAUAGAUGUAUGUGGCAUAUACAGUAUAUUUCCUAAUAAGGGCACAUUGUCAAAUAAUGGUGUACCCAAUACUUGACAGAAUGAUAUCCAGACCAAAUAGGCAACAACAAAUAAAUAAAUAAAUAAAUAAAUAAAAUAAUGUGUUAAAUUUAACUCUGAACAUGAUUUCAAUUUUCAACUUUUUUUAAUAAACCCACUGAAUCGGCAAUAAAAGUUGUUUGCAUAAUUAAUUAAUCCAUAUGCCAACUUUAUCUAAAUAAGAGCACCGUCAUCAAUUAUGCAUGCCCUGUGCCCUUAUUAAGCUUUUUACAGUAUAUUAAAUGUGUAUAUCCCUGUAUAGAUAGAGGUAUGUAGUCAGUAGCAGAUAUAUAUGUAUGUAUUGCAUGGGUAAAUGAGAAAAACAUCAAAGUAGAUAAAAUAUAUUUUAGGUUUGAUUGAUGAUUCAGUUUUAUGUGGUAUACUGAAAGAUGCCAGAUGUGAUAUUGUUGUCAUAUAGAAAUUUAUUGAUGAAAUCUCGGUCUAAAUAACAAUUCCAAUCCCAUGAUAUGUAUUUAUAUCUUCAUGAUUUGCUUUGUGACAAUAUGACCUCACAAUUACAUUUUACUUACUUCUGAUACAAAUUAGUUUUGAGACUUUGGGGGGGGGGGGAAUAAGAGGGUUGCAUAAAUGUAAUGAAAAUCAUUUUUGGAGAUAUAGGAGGAGGGUGUAAAUAAAAAUCAGUAUUUUGAGACUUUGGAUGGGAAAGAUGUAAAUAGAGAUAAUUUUUCUAGACUUCUGAGUGGGUGUGUCAAUGAAAAUCAUUUUUUGAGACUUGGGAGGAAUGUCAAUGAAAACAGAGCUUACCACUAGUUCUGAAUUUAGAAGAUUACUUUCCUCUUUAAAAUCGAAAGCAUUGACAGCAACUAUCAAAUCAUAUUUCAAUUAUUCAUAUGAAGAUUUAAUUUUGAGAAUGGGCUAUCACCUGUACAGUGUUGUAGGUACAUCCAUUGUUAUAGUAGUGACAUGAUAAUGUAUGGUAUAGCCAGCAAAGAGCUGGGAUAUAGAAGUUUGUCAGAUCCAGAUAGACUUUGUCAGAUCCAGAUAGACUUUGUCAGAUCCAGAUAGACUUUGUCAGAUACAGAUAGACUUUGUCAGAUACAGAUAGACUUUGUCAGAUCCAGAUAGACUUUGUCAGAUCCAGAUAGACUUUGUCAGAUCCAGAUAGACUUUGUCAGAUCCAGAUAGACUUUGUCAGAUCCAGAUAGACUUUGUCAGAUCCAGAUAGACUUUGUCAGAUCCAGAUAGACUUUGUCAGAUCCAGAUAGACUUUGUCAGAUACAGAUAGACUUUGUCAGAUCCAGAUAGACUUUGUCAGAUCCAGAUAGACUUUGUCAGAUACAGAUAGACUUUGUCAGAUACAGAUAGACUUUGUCAGAUCCAGAUAGACUUUGUCAGAGCCAGAUAGACUUUGUCAGAUCCAGAUAGACUUUGUCAGAUCCAGAUAGACUUUGUCAGAUCCAGAUAGACUUUACGUAGUACUAAAUUGAUGAUUUAUCGGGGGAAAAAACCCUGACAACUUGAACUGAGAAAUCCAAAUGUAAGAAAUAUAGGAUGAGUAACUAAUAUACUGCCAUUGUGUUCCCGGUAUAACUGAAUCCAGUAGUGUUCAUAUUUCUCUAGUAUUAUAUAUAUACCACAGCCAGGAUUGGGCCCUAGCUUUUAUAUGUCGUAACAAUUUAUGUUUACCAGAAUGUCACUUACACAUUACACAUGUACUUGUAGUACAUUUAUUUUGUUUUUUCUUUUUACUAUUUGCAAUAUGCCAAUAUAGAUUUAGAAUGUGUCAUAUAUAGGUUACAUAAUUAGUAUGUUAAUGGAAUGUACAACGGCUGAUUGUUUUAUUAAAUCUGAAUUUAGCCUAGUAACCUGUUGCUGCCAAUGUAGAUAUUAAAAACUUAUAAGUCCCCUAUGGCUGAAUCCGGCCCGGGGUUACUAUAGGUUUCCUCUCCGUCCGUCUUGUACGUAUGGACGUACGUACAUAAUGCCAGAGUUUUGUAACAGGGAAACAACAAUAGUUAACCUUAACCAACUAGACUGUAUGUCACAUGAUUCCACUUAAAACGGAAACAUAGGGCAUACAAAAUGGAGCUUCAUUGUAAACAGUAUUGCACUCAAGGUUGUAGGUAAAAGGUAAAACAAGUUUAUAAAAUGUAAUUCAAUAUUAAUUUGCAGAAAUACAUAUUUUUCUCAAUAUCACUUUUAGGUAAUUAUACUCGCUUGUAAAUGAAUUCAGAAAUGAUCUUCUUAGAUUACAGAGUUUUAUAACAUUUAAGGAGAAUGAAAUGUUAAUUACAAGAUAUCAUAUUGUUGACAGUUAUUGCUAUGGAUUAAAAAAAAACAACAGAUGGACGUGUUUACCAAACCCUAUUUAGAGUAACACCAUAUAAGUGAAUCAAUUUGUGGCCAUCACCACAUAGUAAAAUAGGUCACAACAUGGGUAAAUAGGGGGUAACUACAUUGGUAAAUAGGGGUCACGACAUGGGUAAAUAGGGGUCACGACAUAGGUAAAUAGGGGUAACUACAUUGGUAAAUAGGGGUCACGACAUGGGUAAAUAGGGUCACUUCAUAGAUAAAAAUAGAUCACAACAUGGGAAAAUAGGACCAUUACAUAGAUAAAUAAAAUAGGGGUCACUACAUAGGUAAGUAGGGGACAUGACAAGGUAAAUAGGGGUCACUACAUAGGUAAGUAGGGGACAUGACAAGGUAAAUAGGGGUCACUACAUAGGUAAGUAGGGGACAUGACAAGGUAAAUAGGGGUCACUACAUAGGUAAGUAGGGGACAUGACAAGGUAAAUAGGGGUCACUACAUACCUAGGUAAAAAGUAGGUCACAACAUUGGUAGAUAGGGGUCACAGUCUCACUACAUAGGUAAAAAUAGGUCAUAACGUAGGUAAAUAGGGGUCACUACAUAGGUAAAUAGUAUCACUACAUAGUUAAAAAGUAGGUCACAACAUUGGUAAAUAGGGGUUAAAACAAAGGUAAAAAAAUAGGUCACAACAUGGGUAAAUAGGGUCGCUACAUAGGUAAAAAUAGGUCACAACAUAGGUAAAAGGGUAAAAAGGGGUCACUACAUCAGUAAAUAGGGUCCAUACAUAGGUAAAAAUAGGUCACAACAUGGGAAAAUAGGGUCAAUACAUAGGUAAAAAAUAGGUCACAACAUAGGUAAAUAAGGGUCAAAACAUUGGUAGAAUAGGGUCAAAACAUAGGUAGAAUAGGUCACAACAUGGGUAGAUAGGGGUCACUGCAUAGGUUAAAAUAAGGUAAAAAUAGGUCACAAGAUAGGUAACUUUGGGUCGCAGCAUAGGUAAGAAUAGGUCAUAAUAUAGUUAAGAAAAAUAGGUCACACAGG
Pecten maximus is the source of this 7062-nucleotide messenger RNA. RefSeq names its product procollagen galactosyltransferase 1-like. The transcript has 15 exons. The record is from RefSeq and is a predicted model, not a curated record. Lineage: Eukaryota; Metazoa; Mollusca; Bivalvia; Pectinida; Pectinidae. Gene Ontology annotation, molecular function: procollagen galactosyltransferase activity. The coding region runs from base 219 to 2039 and encodes 606 amino acids.